AUCUCACGCAACCUGCUGAAACGGGGGGACACCGGGCGAUUUAGCAGCUUGUGCUCGAAAGAGCCGUCAACUGUGUCGUCCGUCAAGCCUCUUCGCGGCCGUGGAUCAAAAUAGAGACCGACAGCAGAAGCAGCGGACGCUCUGUCACGGGACGGGAGAUGGACAACAAUAAACGAACGGUGGUCGUCACAGGUUUUGGGCCAUUUGGAGAGCACACAGUCAACGCCAGCUGGGUAGCAGUACAAGAACUAAAGAAGCUUGGACUGGGCAGUGAAGUGGACUUGCAUGUGUACGAGGUUCCUGUGGAGUACCAGACAGUCCAGAGUUUGGUACCAUCAUUAUGGAAGCAGUAUCAUCCACAGUUGGUAGUUCAUGUUGGAGUCUCGGGCAUGGCCACCACUGUCACAUUGGAGAAGUGUGGCAGAAAUCAUGGCUACAAGGGUCUGGACAACAGCAGCUUCUGUCCUGAUUCGCAGUGUUGCAUUGUGGGAGGCCCAGACUGCAUCGACUCAGUUAUUGACAUGGAAUCGGUCUGUAAGAGAGUGACCGCCUCAGGGCCGGGAGUAACUGUGUCUGUCUCCAAAGAUGCUGGAAGAUAUCUCUGUGACUUCACCUACUACACGUCUCUGUACCUGAGCCGCGGUCGCUCUGCCUUCAUCCAUGUGCCUCCUCUCGGAAAGCCUUACAGCGGGGAAGACCUGGGUCGCGCACUGAAGGCCAUCGUCCAGGAGAUGCUGGAGCUCCUUGACCAGGCUGAGGAGAAGAUACACUGCCAGCAGCAUUUCCACUAAGUGACCUCCAGAUGCCAACAAGCCCCUCCAGCACUCGCCACACAAGAGAAAUUGCACUUAACCACAAGUAGCCAAACUUCUUUCUAUUUUUUAAACGUUUGUUUCAAUUAAAAACGUCAGCAUAUUGGGUGUUUUAAGCUUCUGUUAGUCUUAGGUUUUUCCUUUUUGUUUUAUUUAGCCUGAUUUGGUUAUUGUUUUAUUGUCUCCCGAUAGUUAGAAAAUAAACUGGGAGUCUAAAGACACACUGUAACCUAAGCUUUCCUCCCACUUCAAAGGACCAUGAAACAGCAUGACUUUGGAGUUUUAAAAAACAUGGAAAAUACAAAAAUAGGUCCAUACGUAAACACAGCAGCAAAGUGCCGAUAUUAUGACGUGUAAUCCCCAAAGUGGCUGCUAUUAUUGCACCUUAUAGGGUUAGGGCUAUUGAAAUAGUUUAGAAGUCACAUUUGGGGAACCAGCAAAAUGUACUCCAUCCUUUGUUCCAUAAUCUUUCAGUCAAUGGGUGUUUCUAUGUGGAUGUCUAUAAAUGGUUAAUGUUUAUGAUACAUUGUUGUUUAAGUAGAAAUGUUUAGCAGUAACCUGGUAGUGUCAGUUCCCUCCACAUGUCUUUCCAGCGGCUCUAAAGCCUACCUGUGCUGUUUCACAAUUUAUGUUGAAUUAUUUCUCAAGUCCUUUUUCUUUAUAAGAAGUUGUGAAUUUGCCUUCUUUUACAAAGGUUAUUUUAAUCAGGGAACGGGUUGGUUCCAGCUCAUUCUCCUCUCCCAGUUUGUCAGCCCAAUUCUGACAGAAAACCCCAAGUGACCUCACUGAGAUCUGGCCCCAGGUGUGCAAUGUUGUUUUAACAGAUCUCAAGUUGGUCUGGUCAGUUCGCAUCAUGGUAAUGUCAAAUUUAUAUCGCUGCACAUUUACCUUCGAGAUUUAACGAUUAACUGCUUUAAAACAAACGGCUCCUCUGUGUGAGCCGUGUUCACUUCAUUAUCUUGUUUUUUUUUCAUUGCAAAAUUCAAGCUAUUGCAGGAAACUAGGUUUUCCUGUAUUCAGUAAUUGUGCAGCCCUAAUUGGCAACAGUAGUUUAAAAAUGUAUUUUGCUUCUCGCAUUGAAUCAAACGUAGCGUGGUGACUUUAAACUUGGUUCAGUCAGAGUUGGGCCUAGACUUUAGUUUCUGCACUUUCUUUUUUUUCUCCAUUUUUACUAAAUCUGGAAUUUGGACAUCAUUUGAAAAGCAUUUAUUUUUAUUUUUAUUUUUCCCGUCACUUUAACUUGAGAUAUGUAGCUUUGCGGACAUACACACACCCAUUCCAUUUGGAACUCCCCUCCCUCCAAGAAUUAUCAUUAUGCAUGUGUGUUAUGCUUUAUAGGUGACUUGUGCUUUAUUUUCCCUGAGCUUUAGUUUGUUCUAACCUGUUAAAACAAACAGUGUGUAUUAUUUUAUUGUGUCUGACGGUGCCACAACAGGUUUAGAUGUUCUCCUUACUGGCAUUGUCCGUUUCACAGCAUUUCUGUGGCUGCUGAGUCGGACUGCCCACAAUGGUGGCAUUUAAUUGUCUACAAACUCUGUGUAUCCCCAACAAAACUAUCUGUAUCUACAGUAAACUGUGGGAAACUGUAGUAGUUAAACUGUCAAAGCUUGUUUUAAGCAUCUAGCAUCCUAGGAACAGUGACCUACCAGGAUUAAAAGUCAUCUCAGAUGACAUUCUUAUCUUAGCCUUACUCGGCUGCGUGGUUUAAAACUAAUGGAAUUAUUAAAAUGAUGGGCGGGUUUUAGAUUUAGAGUAUGCAGGUGCUGAUAUAUUUUACCGUGUGGCUUUAUGAGUGCUGAGAAGUGACAGGGUUGUGGUAGAGUUGCUCCUAAAAUGUCUGCUCUCAAAUGUGAAAGCCUCAAGUUUACAUAUAAAGUGAACUCUGGCCCUGACUCUUUCCUGUGCCUUGCCAUUGUUUAUGUGUGCUAUGAAAAGGCCUUAAAAAUGCUCAGCGGGUCAGUUCAGAGAUAUAUUACUGAUGCUGUCCAGUCAGAUGUGUGGCUACCUCAAAAAUACUUUUUUAAGUGUGCUCUGUUGUACAAUAACAUAAUGGCUCUGUGAUUAUUGUUAGUUCCUGUGUUUCGGGGGUAUCCUGGGAAAAGGUGUCUCCUACCUCUGACAUUAACAAAGCAUUGUUACAACAUGUAAUCUUGGCUUUGUAAAAGAUACAUCUUUGAAUUAAAGAGAAUCAAUGGAUCCCAA
Solea senegalensis (Senegalese sole) is the source of this 3014-nucleotide messenger RNA. It is a transcript of the gene pgpep1, whose product is annotated as pyroglutamyl-peptidase I. Bases 159 to 791 code for a protein of 210 amino acids. Gene Ontology annotation, molecular function: pyroglutamyl-peptidase activity. The record is from RefSeq and is a predicted model, not a curated record. Gene Ontology annotation, biological process: proteolysis. Gene Ontology annotation, cellular component: cytosol. The transcript has 5 exons. NCBI's taxonomy places the organism in Eukaryota, Metazoa, Chordata, Actinopteri, Pleuronectiformes, Soleidae.